GAGAGAGAGAGAGAGAGAGAGAGAGAGAGAGAGAGAGAGAGAGAGGAGGCAGUGACUUGUAACCCCAUGACUGACUGAGGAGGCUGAGGCAAGAAGACUGGGAGUUGAAGGGACAGCCUUGGCUACACUGGGAAACAAAACAAACCUGGACAGCUUUGUGGAUGUCAUUUUUUUUUUUUAAUGCUUAUUUUCAGCUGUCUGGGGCAAAAAUAUGAAUUCAGGUUUUUUUUCUGGAUUUUUAAUUAUAGAACCCAAGUCUUCACUAAAUUAAUUCCAUAUUACUUUUAAAGCAAAAGAAGAAUAUAUUCUGUGAAUCUGUAAAGUUCCACCUGAUGCUUAUAUGCCACUGAUAGUUAAUGUCCUAGAAAUUUUGUGUGUGAUCAAGGGUCAGAGAAACCAAAUGGGUGUCAAAUACUUAGAGUGCUAUUUUCUUGGUGGAAGAUUACAUACAGUACCAGGAGGAAAUCAAUCUGUGACUCUUCAACUGGUAGGGGUUUUUGUUGGUGUUGUUUUUUGUUUGUUUGGUUGGUUUUUUGUUUUGUUUUUCCAAAUGAAACAGAAUAGAAUAACAUAUGAAUCCAGGUAUUUUAUUAAGAUAUCUUGUUUUCUGAAGUGUGUGUGUGUGUGUAUGAACAUACGCAUGUGCCUGUGCAUGCCUGAGAGAAACAAAAAGAGGUUGCCAUCUUGCAACCAGAAAUUUGAUUUCUCAGCCUUCCAUUUUUAUUUCAGAAAUACUUCAAAUGUAGAGCUCUCCCCACAUUGUCUCCUUAGAAACUGCCUUUGAAAUUCUGAGGUUCCUGCAAGAGAGCCCCACCUUAUACUUUCUGUCCUCACCAGCAGUGUUGUUGAUAUUUAUGCAAAACACAUAGAUCUUAGAUAAAUAUUACAAUAACAUAAUAGUUAAUAUUCUUGACCUUCUGAUGGUUUUGGGCCAGAGAAUAAUCAGCACAUCUCUUCACGCAAAUAUUUAAAGAGUGUCACAAACGGUCCUAGUGGGAUUUCCUUGGACUAAGGUCCUGAGUUCUGGUGAUAAAGGGCAGAAAGACAGGAAAUUCAGGAGACACGGGUCUGGAACAUUCACCUCAACCUCAACUCCAAAGUCUAGUUUAUGUUUUUGACCAUUUGAAAGUCAAGUGUCAAUUUAAACAUCUCAAACAAGAGUAACAAGACAACUCAUAAACUGCUUAAGGACAAACAUGUGACUUUGAGCACAAAUGCCAGCCCUCCCCUCUCAUCCCUAAACAGUGUGUCUCAUAAACAACCUUGUGAGUUCAUUCCCAAAAAGAAAUUCUUAAAAAGAAACAAAUAACACCUCAAAAAUAAUUAAUUUUUGAACUGCUUUAUUAAGCUUUAAACAUGGUUGAUCAGUGUAAGUUCAAGACAUACAAAACACACACACACACACACACACACACACACACACACACACACACCUUGCAGUGCUAGAUUUGAAUGUAGGCUCUACCCCAUGCUAGGCAGGUGCAAGACUCCUCCCCAGUGUUUUCUGUAUCAUUUUUAUUUGGGGACAGUGUCUUACGAGGUUUAUUUACUUUACAGCCUAGGCUUGGUUUGAACUUGGAUCAUCUCUCAAGUAGCUAGGUUUACAGUUCGGCACACCAGGCCUAGACAGACAAUUAACUGUUAAGACAGAAGCACAAACCUUUUUCUGAGACACAGGCACCUACCCAUUCUCAUUUUUUCUUAAUAAACAAUUUUCCUCAUAUUGUCUUAAACUUUUCUAUAGCAUAAAUUGAGGUCCCUGCCUCACAAGGGUAGGUAUCUCCAGAAAGCACUCAGGCUGUCUGGGUGCUGCCUUGGGCCAUACGUUCUACUUCAGUUGAUAUAAUCCCACUACCUGGUCUUAGCAUUCCUCACAACGGACUGGCUUUUAUGCCUCCCUUCUACCUGAGUAUCAUGUUCCCUCCUUUUUCUCUUUUUCUGUUGACAUGUUUUCAUUUUCUAGUCCAAGGUGACCUCAAAAGUCACAGCAAUCCUCCCUUCUUCAGGAAGGAAUUAUCAGUAAGUUGCUACCAUGCCCAGCUGUGAGCACUCUUAUUUCCAGACAUGUUCUUUGGAUAAAGCUCCGGAAAGAACAUCUCUCUAAGACAUCUGCAGGCACAUUUACCACCAGCCUAGCCAUGUUAGGAGAUUGGAAACUGUAAUUCCAGCUUUAUAAUUUUGUAAUUAAGGUUUAGGCACUGUGUCUGCUCAUCUAGAGGUAGGUAAGACAUAGGAAGUGGGCUAUUGGUGGUGUUCAGUUGGAAAGGAAUAGCAAACUCUUUGAUAAUAGCCUUGAGGUUGGCUGAUUUGACUACAUAGGUGCCAUUGGUAAGAUGAUUAUAACCGCAUCCGAAGCCCUUCUCUUAAGAUUCAGGGAGAGUAGCGUGCCUCUUACAUGCUCUGUGGAGUGUUUAUUAGGCCGUGCUCCCUUCAAGAAGGGCUCACCUUGGAGUUUUGGGAUAGUUCUAGGAACACCGUCUAGUUCCACAGUGAGACAGUCAAGACAUCUGUGUUACUUCCUUCAUGUAUAUAAAUAAUUUAAGUGAAAAUUUGGGCCUGCAUAAUUGGUUUUCUUCACUAGUUAGAAGCCACAUAUGUAAAAGAUCCCUCCCAAGAUGUUGGAUACAUUUUCUACUAAAAGUUACUUUUGAAUUAGCAAGGAAAAGGGAAAGUUUUCUUCUUCUUCUUGAAUUUGAUUGAAAAUCAAGGACUUUUUCUACUAGUUCUGGCAUGCAGGAACAUUUGUCAAUAAAGGAUAAAAAGUCGGAUGGAAUCCAAGUCCCCGUGAGUCACCUGGUGUCAUAACCUGAGCGAUUCUGUAGUGAACACAUAUGCAAGAUUCCACUUUUUGGGGGAAAAGAAACACAAAUGUCCCUCCUCCAGGGGCGGGGGAGGCGCCUGGGGAUGCACCAAUCACAGCGCGCCCUGCUCUAUAUAAGGCCCCCCCCCAGUACCCCCCCUCCUGCUACCCCAGCGUUGUUGGCUCUCUUUUGCUUUUUCUCAUUUGAUGUGGUUCUUAAUCACCUCUUGACUAUGUCAGAAACGGCUCCUGCGGCCUCAAGUACUCUUGUUCCAGCUCCUGUGGAGAAACCUUCAUCUAAAAGGCGAGGGAAGAAGCCAGACCUGGGCACUGCCCGCAAACCUCGGGGUUUCUCGGUUUCCAAGUUGAUUCCUGAGGCCCUUUCCAUGUCUCAGGAACGGGCAGGAAUGUCCCUUGCUGCCCUGAAGAAAGCCCUGGCUGCGGCUGGCUAUGAUGUGGAGAAGAACAACAGCCGUAUCAAGCUGGCCCUCAAGAGACUUGUGAAUAAGGGAGUCCUGGUGCAGACCAAGGGCACCGGCGCCUCAGGCUCCUUCAAGCUCAGCAAGAAGGCGGCUUCGGGGAACGAUAAGGGCAAGGGCAAGAAAUCCGCUUCUGCCAAGGCUAAAAAGCUGGGCUUGUCCAGGGCCUCGAGAUCACCCAAGGGUAGUAAGACCAAGGUGGUCAAGAAGCCAAAGGCUACGCCCACAAAAGCUUCUGGGAGCAGAAGGAAGACCAAAGGGGCCAAGGGCGUGCAGCAGCGCAAAAGCCCAGCCAAAGCGAGGGCAGCCACCUCCAACUCUGGGAAGGCAAAGAUGGUCAUGCAGAAGACUGAUCUGAGGAAGGCAGCAGGGAGGAAGUGAGUUUCAAAGCCAGUUUUCAAAACCCAAAGGCUCUUUUAAGAGCCACUUACAUACUUCAUAAAAUGGGCAAACACUUUGGACCAAAGUGUUUUUAGGUCGACCUGCUGUCUAAACCCUAGAGUGGAAACCUAGGGUCCCUAUGUGUAGAGUAUUUCCAAAUUUGGUUGUGUAUUAGUGGCUUUACACCAGAAUAAAGGCCACUAUUGAAAUACACAAUGUCUUUCAUUCUAGAAUAAAAGUCACCAUUGAAAUACA
Molecule: messenger RNA, 3915 nt
Organism: Grammomys surdaster
Lineage: Eukaryota; Metazoa; Chordata; Mammalia; Rodentia; Muridae
Gene: H1-6
Product: histone H1t
Exons: 1
Coding region: 2869-3660 (263 amino acids)
Biological process (GO): nucleosome assembly; negative regulation of DNA recombination; chromosome condensation
Cellular component (GO): nucleus; nucleosome
Molecular function (GO): double-stranded DNA binding; structural constituent of chromatin; nucleosomal DNA binding
Source: RefSeq, a predicted model, not a curated record